AUGGUCAAGGGGAAUGACUUCCCAAGGAGAAUUAAUUACUUUUUGGACAGAAAUUCCUCCGAAGCAUCAUACGAAUAUGGAAAAAGAAAACUAGAUGAGCCAAUAGAAGAUCCUCAGAGAUGGAGAGAAAAGCACUUCUUAGCUUCAAAGAAAGUCUCACCGAUCCAUCCGUCCGACUCUCUUCCUGGGUUGGUCAAGAUUGCUGUAAAUGGAAAGGCAUUGGCUGUGAGAACACAACGGGUUAUGUCGUCAUGCUUGACCUCAAAAACCCAUUUCCUGUUGUCAAAUAUAAUGCUAGCUGAUGGAGAGAACAAGUCUUGCUUGGGGGGUAAGAUAAGUUCUUCUUUUCUCAAUUUAAAGCAUUUGAGUUACCUGGACCUAAGCAUGAAUAAUUUUAAUGGAAUCAACAUUCCAAAGUUUUUGGGUUCCAUUAAAACUUUGCAGUAUCUCAGUCUCUCUGACUCAUUCUUUGCUGGAAUCAUUCCAAUUGGUGUGGGACAUCUGACCAAUUUGCGCAUAUUGGAUUUAUCUGAAAACAACAUUUCUGGUAAGAUACCAAGCUCAUUUUCCAACCUUUGCAACUUGCAAAUCUUUAAUCUGAAAGACAACAAAAUAGGUGGGGAGAUAAAUGAGUUUGUGAAUGGGUUGUUUCAGUGUUACAACAGCAACCUCAAAUCAAUGCUUUUGAGUGGUAAUAAAUUGCUCGGGGGGAACAUCCCUUACUCAUUGGGAAGACUCAAGAAAUUGAAAACUAUUAACCUUGGGUCAUGUUCUUUUUGGGGUUUGCUUCCACAUUCUAUUGGAGACCUGUCAUCCUUAAAAGUACUUAACCUCAGGAACAAUCAAAUGAGAGGAACCAUUCCAGAAAGCAUUGGCAAACUAUCAAAGCUUGUUUCACUGGAUCUCAGUUGGAAUUUAUGGAUAACAUGCAAGUGGGUCCAAACUUUCCUAGCUUCAUGGCCUCAAACUCAAAAUGAACUCAAGUUUCUUAGCCUCCACAACGUUGGCAUUUCUGACACCAUUCCACCUGGCUUUUGGAAUUCCUGCUCAAAUAUCCAUCAUUUGAGUUUGUCCAAUAACAGCCUGCACGGGCAGGUACCAAACACUCGAGCUCAUCAUCCAGUAUUUCAUAUUGAUCUGAGUUCCAACAAUUUAGAGGGUCCAAUCCCACUUUUUUUAAGGAAUUUGGGCAUCUUAUAUCUUAAAAGAAAUAUGUUUUCCGGUCCUAUACCCGAAAACGUAGGUGAGCUGUUGCCUUGGAUAUCAUUCUUGGACCUCUCUUCAAACUCUAUUACGGGCAGGAUUCCUCAUUCUAUUGGAAUGCCACAGAAAUUGAAAGUUCUUAUUUUGAGAAACAACUACUUGUCUGGGAAACUCCCUCCUCAAUGGGAGGAUUUGAAGUUGUUAUCUGUGUUGGAUGUAGCAAACAACAAUCUAUCUGGCACCUUUCCAAGUUCAAUGCAAUAUUUGAGUUCACUACGUGUGUUGUCAUUGAGCCAAAAUCAUUUUGAAGGGGGGCUUCCUUCUUUCUUUAGAAAAUAUGGAGGGAUGGUAAACCUUGAUCUUGGAGAUAACAAAUUUUGUGGAAAUGUUCCAGCAUGGACAGGAGAAAGCUUAACGUCUUUACGGAGAUUAAGCUUAAGAUCCAACUUCUUUGACGGGAACAUACCUAAACAACUAUGUUUUCUUUCACGCCUUCAGAUCCUAGACCUUGCAAUAAUGAUUUGUCAGGAGAAAUCCCUCAAUGCAUAG
Messenger RNA from Corylus avellana, 1752 nucleotides. The record is from RefSeq and is a predicted model, not a curated record. NCBI's taxonomy places the organism in Eukaryota, Viridiplantae, Streptophyta, Magnoliopsida, Fagales, Betulaceae.